CAGCCCGGCCCCGCAGGGCUCAAAGGCGGCGGCCGCACGGCACCCGCUGCCAACUCCGCGGCCCUCCCUCCCCGCCUUCGGCCCUCCCCCUCGGGCGCCCGCACCUCCUCCCAUACCUGAGCGGGGAGCGGCGCCGCGCCGCCUCCUCCCCCGCCCGCCACUCCUGCCCGGCCGCAGCUGCGCCGCCACCUCGGGAGUAAAGGUCGCGCCGGCCGAGGGCGAGCCGGCCGCGGCGCCUCCAGGAAGCCGGCGGGACAGGUUCAGGGGCGAGCGGCGAGACACCGGGAAACUCUCGGCCGGCCCGGGAAGAUGGCGCCAGGAGGGCCGGCGGUGGACUGAGAGCCGGCGGGCGGAGAGGAGUCGGGACCCGCCGUGCGGCGGGGCACGGGCGAGGGCCGCACGCCAGGCGCGGUGCCCCGGCGCGGGCCGGCCCGCGGGGUCAUGUCGGUCGGCGAGCUCUACAGCCAGUACACAAGGGUCUGGAUCCCUGACCCUUAUGAAGUGUGGCGCUCAGCUGAAUUAACCAAGGACUACAAAGAGGGAGAGAAGAGCCUCCAGCUCAGACUGGAAGAUGGGACAAUUCGGGAAUACCCCAUUGAUGUCCAAAGCAACCAGCUGCCUUUUCUGCGGAAUCCAGAUAUCCUGGUGGGAGAAAAUGACCUCACCGCCCUUAGCUACCUACACGAGCCUGCAGUUUUGCACAAUUUAAAGGUCCGUUUCCUGGAGUCGAACCAUAUCUACACUUACUGUGGGAUCGUGCUGGUUGCCAUUAAUCCUUAUGAGCAGCUGCCAAUCUAUGGUCAAGAUGUCAUCUAUGCCUACAGCGGCCAAAACAUGGGGGACAUGGACCCACACAUCUUUGCUGUGGCAGAAGAAGCCUACAAGCAGAUGGCCAGAGAUGAGAAGAACCAGUCCAUCAUAGUCAGCGGCGAGUCGGGAGCCGGCAAGACCGUGUCAGCCAAGUACGCCAUGCGCUAUUUCGCCACGGUGGGUGGCUCAGCCAGUGACACCAACAUCGAAGAGAAGGUCCUGGCGUCCAGCCCCAUCAUGGAGGCCAUCGGAAAUGCCAAAACCACUCGCAAUGACAACAGCAGCCGAUUUGGAAAGUAUAUUCAGAUCGGCUUUGAUAAGCGGUACCACAUCAUUGGGGCCAACAUGAGGACCUACCUGCUGGAGAAGUCCAGAGUGGUCUUCCAGGCGGACGGUGAGCGGAAUUACCACAUUUUCUACCAGCUCUGUGCUGCCGCCAGCCUUCCAGAAUUCAAAGAGCUUGCGCUAACAUGCGCAGAGGACUUCUUCUACACAUCACAGGGAGGAGACACACACAUCGAGGGCAUUGAUGAUGCUGAGGACUUUGAGAAGACGCGACAAGCCUUCACACUCCUGGGAGUGAGAGAGUCCCAUCAGAUAAGCAUUUUUAAGAUAAUUGCUUCUAUCCUGCACCUUGGAAACGUGGAGAUUCAGGCUGAGCGUGAUGGCGAUUCCUGUAGCGUAUCACCCCAGGAUGCACACCUGAACGACUUCUGCCGGCUGCUGGGGGUGGAGCACAGCCAGAUGGUGCACUGGCUCUGCCACCGCAAGCUGGUCACCACCUCUGAGACCUACGUGAAGACCAUGUCCCCACAGCAGGUGGCCAACGCGCGCAGCGCCCUGGCCAAGCACAUCUACGCACAGCUCUUCGGCUGGAUCGUGGAGCACGUCAACAAGGCGCUGUGCACCGCCCUCAAGCAGCACGCCUUCAUUGGCGUCCUGGACAUCUACGGGUUUGAGACAUUUGAGGUCAACAGCUUUGAGCAGUUCUGUAUCAACUAUGCAAACGAGAAGUUGCAGCAGCAGUUCAACUCGCAUGUAUUCAAACUAGAGCAAGAAGAGUAUAUGAAGGAGCAGAUCCCUUGGACUUUGAUUGACUUUUAUGAUAACCAACCUUGUAUUGACCUCAUAGAAGCCAAGCUGGGCAUCUUGGAUCUGCUGGAUGAAGAGUGUAAGGUCCCCAAAGGAACUGACCAGAAUUGGGCCCAGAAGCUCUAUGACCGGCACUCUGGCAGCCAACACUUCCAGAAACCCCGCAUGUCCAACACAGCCUUCAUUGUCGUCCACUUUGCUGACAAGGUGGAGUACCUCUCAGAUGGUUUUCUGGAGAAAAACAGAGACACAGUGUAUGAAGAGCAGAUCAACAUCCUGAAGGCCAGCAAGUUUCCACUAGUGGCUGACUUGUUUCAUGAUGACAAGGACUCCAUUCCCGCUGCUGCUACAUCUGGGAAGGGCUCGUCUUCAAAGAUCAACAUUCGCUCUGCCAGACCCCCCCUGAAAGCAUCCAAUAAGGAGCACAAGAAAACCGUGGGCCACCAGUUCCGCACCUCCCUGCAUCUGCUCAUGGAGACCCUGAAUGCCACAACGCCACACUACGUGCGCUGCAUCAAGCCGAAUGACGAGAAGCUCCCCUUCCACUUUGACCCAAAGAGAGCAGUACAGCAGCUCCGGGCGUGCGGGGUGCUGGAGACCAUCCGAAUCAGCGCGGCCGGCUACCCGUCCAGGUGGGCUUACCAUGACUUCUUCAACCGGUAUCGAGUGCUGGUCAAGAAGAGAGAGCUCGGCAACACAGACAAAAAGGCCAUCUGCAGGUCUGUCCUGGAGAACCUCAUCAAGGAUCCCGACAAGUUCCAGUUUGGCCGCACCAAGAUCUUCUUCCGGGCAGGCCAGGUGGCCUACCUAGAGAAGCUUCGCGCGGACAAGUUCCGGGCAGCCACCAUCAUGAUCCAGAAGACGGUCCGCGGCUGGCUACAGAAGGUGAAAUACCGCAGGUUGAAGGCGGCUACCUUAACUCUGCAGAGGUUCUGCCGAGGACACCUGGCCCGCAGGCUAGCGGAGCAGCUGCGGAGGACCCGAGCGGCCAUCGUGUUCCAGAAGCAGUACCGCAUGCGGAGGACCCGCCUGGCCUACCAGAGGGCACGCAGGGCCGCUGUCAUCAUCCAGGCCUUCACCCGCGGCAUGCUGGUGCGGAGAAGCUACCGGCAGGUCCUCAUGGAGCAUAAGGCCACUGUCCUCCAGAAGCACGUGCGGGGCUGGAUGGCACGCAGGCGCUUUCGGCGACUGCGGGGCGCGGCCAUCGUCAUCCAGUGUGCCUUCCGGAUGCUCAAGGCCAAGCAGGAGCUGAAGGCCCUCAAGAUCGAGGCCCGCUCCGCAGAGCACCUGAAACGCCUCAACGUGGGCAUGGAGAACAAGGUGGUCCAGCUGCAGCGGAAAAUCGAUGAUCAGAAUAAAGAGUUCAGGACGCUGUCGGAGCAGCUGUCGGCGGUCACCUCCACGCACACCAUGGAGGUAGAGAAGCUGAAGAAGGAGCUGGCCCGCUACCAGCAGGGCCACAGCGGGGACAGCAGCCUGAGGCUGCAGGAGGAGGUCGAGAGCCUGCGGGCUGAGCUGCAGAGAGCCCACUCGGAGCGCAAGAUCCUGGAGGAUACCCACACCAAGGAGAAGGAUGAGCUGAAAAAGCAAGUUGCAGUCCUGGAGCAAGAAAACGCUCUCUUAAAAGAUGAGAAAGAACAGCUUAACAACCAAAUCCUGUGCCAAGUGAAAGAUGAAUUUGCCCAAAACUCUGUCAAGGAGAAUCUGAUGAAGAGAGAGCUGGAGGAGGAGCGCUCCCGGUACCAGAACCUCGUGAAGGAAUAUUCGCGGCUGGAGCAGAGAUAUGACAACCUCCGGGAUGAGAUGAGCAUCAUCAAGCAAACCCCAGGCCACAGGCGGAACCCAUCAAACCAAAGUAGCUUAGAGUCUGACUCCAAUUACCCCUCCAUCUCCACAUCUGAGGUCGGAGACACAGAGGACGCCCUUCAGCAGGUGGAGGACAUUGGCCUGGAAAAGGCGGCCAUGGACAUGACGGUCUUCCUGAAGCUGCAGAAGAGAGUGCGGGAGCUUGAGCAGGAACGGAAGAAGCUGCAGGUGCAGCUGGAGAAGAGAGAGCAGCUGGACGGCAGGAAGGUGCAGGGGGAGCAAGCGAAGAAUGACCUAGACUUGGACCAGGAUGCAGAUCUAGCCUACAAUAGUCUGAAGAGGCAAGAGCUGGAGUCGGAGAACAAGAAGCUGAAGAAUGACCUGAACGAGCUGAGGAAAGCAGUGGUGGACCAAGCCACCCAGAACAACUCCACCCACGGCUCCCCGGACAGCUACCACCUGCUGCUGAACCAGCUCAAGCUGGCCAACGAGGAGCUGGAGGUUCGCAAGGAGGAAGUGCUCAUCCUGAGGACCCAGAUCGUCAGUGCCGACCAGCGCCGACUUGCCGGCAAGAGCACGGAGCCGAACAUUAAUGCCAGAACAAGUUGGCCUAACAGUGAAAAGCACGUAGAUCAGGAAGACGCCAUCGAGGCCUAUCACGGGGUCUGCCAGACAAACCGGCUGCUGGAGGCACAGCUACAGGCCCAGAGCCGCGAGCACGAGGAGGAGGUGGAGGGCCUCAAGGCGCAGGUGGAAGCCCUGAAGGAGGAGUUGGACAAGCAGCAGCAGACUUUCUGCCAGACGCUGCUGCUGUCCCCGGAGGCCCAGGUGGAGUUUGGUGUCCAGCAGGAGAUCUCCCGGCUGACCAACGAGAACCUGGACCUCAAAGAACUGGUAGAAAAGCUGGAAAAGAAUGAGAGGAAGCUCAAGAAACAACUGAAAAUUUACAUGAAGAAGGUCCAGGACCUAGAAGCCGCCCAGGCACUGGCCCAGAGUGAGCGGAAGCGACAUGAGCUCAACAGGCAGGUCACCGUCCAACGGAAGGAGAAGGACUUCCAGGGCAUGCUGGAGUACCACAAGGAAGACGAGGCCCUUCUCAUUCGGAACCUGGUGACAGAGCUGAAGCCACAGACGCUGGCCGGCACCGUGCCCUGCCUUCCUGCCUACGUCCUCUACAUGUGCAUCAGGCACGCCGAUUACGUCAACGAUGACCUCAAGGUGCACUCCUUGCUGACCUCCACCAUCAACGGCAUUAAGAAAGUCCUGAAGAAGCACAACGAGGACUUCGAGAUGACAUCAUUCUGGUUAUCCAACACCUGCCGCCUCCUUCACUGCUUGAAGCAGUACAGCGGGGAUGAGGGCUUCAUGACUCAGAAUACGCCCAAGCAGAAUGAGCACUGUCUUAAGAACUUCGACCUCACCGAAUACCGUCAGGUGCUGAGUGACCUUUCCAUUCAGAUCUAUCAGCAGCUCAUUAAAAUCGCCGAGGGUGUGUUGCAGCCUAUGAUAGUCUCCGCCAUGUUGGAAAAUGAGAGCAUUCAGGGUCUCUCUGGUGUGAAGCCAACGGGCUACCGAAAGCGCUCCUCCAGCAUGGUGGACGGGGACAACUCCUACUGCCUGGAAGCCGUCAUCCGCCAGAUGACUUCCUUCCACACGGUCAUGCGAGAACAGGGCCUGGACCCUGAGAUCAUCCUGCAGGUGUUCAAGCAGCUGUUCUACAUGAUCAACGCCGUGACCCUCAACAACCUGCUGCUGCGGAAGGACGUCUGCUCGUGGAGCACCGGCAUGCAGCUCAGGUACAACAUAAGCCAACUUGAAGAGUGGCUUCGGGGAAGGAACCUUCACCAGAGCGGAGCUGUCCAGACCAUGGAACCCCUGAUCCAAGCAGCCCAGCUUCUGCAGCUAAAGAAGAAAACCCCGGAGGAUGCGGAGGCCAUCUGCUCCCUGUGCACCUCUCUCAGCACACAGCAGAUUGUCAAAAUUUUAAACCUUUAUACUCCCCUGAAUGAAUUUGAAGAACGGGUAACCGUGGCCUUUAUACGAACAAUCCAGGCACAGCUACAAGAGCGGAAUGACCCUCAGCAGCUGCUGUUAGACUCCAAGCACAUGUUUCCCGUCUUGUUUCCAUUCAACCCAUCCUCGCUGACCAUGGACUCAAUCCACAUCCCGGCCUAUCUGAACCUGGAGUUCCUCAGCGAGGUCUGACAAGGCACAGCCCUCGCCCCUGCCCGUGGCUCCAUUUCCAGUGAGGGCAAGAAGGAAGCCUCUUAUGUAUGGUGAAGUGAGGGGUCUGUUAAAUCUGUAAAAGACUGAGAGCCCGUACAGAGUGCUAAACGAUACGGAAUAAGACACAUUUGGCAUUAUUUUUUUGUACGUACUGCUCAGAAUAAAAACACUUGAAGUAUGGAAGAUUUUUAAGUAUAUGAUUUCAAUGUAAACAAAUACAUGUUAAAAUCCUCUCCCGCCACCCAGCAGCCCCCAUGGCCCAUAUAAAAGGUGUCAGUCUUUAAAAUGGAAACUGCCCAGUUUUGAUCUUUGCAUGUAACUGGAGGGUGCCCAAAGUAAAAUCAUAUGGAAAAUAUGCCACGUAAGUUGCCUUCAAAUCACUUUGAACAAAUAAUGGUACUAAUAACAUGAAGCUGUUGCACAGUGGGGCCAUCUCCUGAGGUCUACAAACCACCAGUGCAAAUGAGUUUGUGGGGAGAUGUUCAGAGAACAAAAAUACAGGGCUUGGGCCUUCGGAGAAGUUUUCGAAAGUAUCCUGAAAGCCUGGUGAUGCAGAGACAGUGGUAUAACUAACCUCCAAACAUUCUGAGGACAGGUUUCUAAAGCAAAAUUAGAAGACUCUGUCCCUCCUAUGCUUAAACCCUUUUUGCAUAGUCUUGGGUUUAUGGAAGAGUCCUGCUUAAAAUGCUCCGAUCCCAAACUUAAAGUGUGAGCCACACGGAAAGAGUCUUUGUUUCCGUUUCCAGUGCUAGUCCAUGUGCUUCCUGAGUCCACAAAACUUUCACAAAAAUCUAUGUAAUCUACAUAUUAGAAAAGAAUACCAACUUUGGUUUUAUUUACAGAUAAAAAAACCAAACAAGUCAGUAUGAAAGCCUGUAAUUCCUUAAUGCCAUGAAACUCCCAAUAAGAACAUCACAUAAUGCACUGUUAAUUCCAGGUAACCAGAAACAGUAAAAGAAAAUGAACGUGAGAAUCCGAUUAUUUGAAAAACUUUUCUAAAUAUUCAGUUUAGGGAUUAUUAUCGUCCAAAAGUCUUUUUGGGUUUGUAUGUUUGUAUAAGUGUAGGUUCUUUUUAAAGAGUGAGAGUAGCUUAGGUCAACACUCCCUUUUCAGGUUAUUUGGAACAUUUAUUUUUUAUUUAUUUUUUUAAAGAUUUUAUUCAUUCAGCAGGGGGAACAACAGAUGGAGAGGGAGCAGACUCCCACGGAGGAGGGAGCCCGAUGUGGGGCUCCAUCCCAGGACCCUGGGAUCAUGACCUGAGCCAAAGGCCGAUGGUUAACCAACUGAACCACCCAGGCAUCCGUUUUCAACAACUUUUAAAUUCACCACAUAAACAUGGCAAAUACCUCUGCUUUGAAAAAAGGAUUAAAACAGUUUUCAGUGAAAUAUGACAGCCAAUUUUAUGUUCACUGCUUUUAUAGGUUUUUUCCUUGCCUCUUCAACAGUAGGCAUUCAAUUAGAAAGCCCUGCAUAUUCUCUAAACCCACUUUUUGGUGAUUUUUUUUCCCGUAUUUCUAACAGAUAACAGUAUGUUGCUCCCAUGACCAGAAGAGAUGGUAUUUGCAAAACUGAGAAGAGCCUCUAUAUGACAUCAAGAUUACCCCAUGAAUGGCAGGUAGAACGUCCCCCUAUGCGCACGCAUGCACACGCACACACUUACACACACGUAAGCACCACCUGUCUAUCAGCCAGCCAACUCCAAAAGCUGCUGGAAACACCUCACACCCCAAGACCUGAAUGGUCCUGUGUCCAUUCGGCUCCACUUGCUCCGCCAUUCUUGGGCCUGCUAGGGCACAAGGCCCAGCGCCUGGGCAGACUCUGGAGCAUCCCGUCCAAAUCUACAACCCCAGCACGACUCGUUCACGGAAACCAUGGCGGGCCGCUCUCAGGUAUCCGCAGAGCUGUACCUGUCCCCCAUUCGCCGGGUACAGCUAUGUCCUCUGAAACCCACAAUGCACCCCUUCAGCCCACACAGUGACUUCCUUGGGAAGGCCAGUCUGUGGGUCUGUGGCUACCUCUUUUUAAAGUCAUUUAUUAAGUAUAAUUUGCUGAUGUUGCACUUCAGUUUAAAACUGAGCUUUCAUGUAAGGACUGACCUUCAUCUUCAAGUUAACCCCAAAUGGCCUUGUUUCGAGUGUUGAGUUUGAAAAGCAGUGAUUCUAUAAAUGUAACGGCUUGCUGUCCUUACAUUCUGUCUUAUAUCCUCACUCUCUCCAUCUCCAUGGGUCACUACUGCUGUCACCGUUAAUCAUAGGUGCCAAGGACUCAUUAAAUAAAAGCUUGGCAAUUAGAAUAAAUGUGGCAGCGGAGGGGGAGGGGGGUAUGAAUAGUCCUUUUCCAGGAGAGAGGGGCAUUUCACUGGAGCUGUACUUAAUAGAGUACUAACAACAGAGAAAUAACAGUGACUGGAAAAUGCUUGGGUCAGCCCUGGGUCAGCCCUGUUUAACUUAACACUUGGAGACUGAAAAGAAGCACUUUUAGAGAAACUUUAAUCACUUAUUAGCAUUUUUAUUCUUUGCUUUUUUAAAGCUAAACAUUUUCCGACUUCAUGAAAUCAAUGACUUCGUGUAAUUUAAGUCAACACCAAGGUCUGACCUCAGUCCACACUGGAUACCUGUCUCCUUUUUAUUCAAAAUUUAGUCCACACCCACUCUCACCCCAUGCCUUGGGCAGUUACUAAGAUAACUGACUUGUCAAUUAUUUCUCGGAAACAAGAGUUGUAGAGGGACGUCAUGGUGGAGUUUUCCUUUGUUUCUUGAAACAUUAAGAGCAUUUUAACGAUUAUUUAAGAAUCAAAUAUUUAUAGACAGCCUGUGUUUUCAGUAUCAUGGGGGACCUCUGUUUGCCGGUAGUAAUGCAGAUCAGUCACUGUUGCUGGAGCUGGGAAGCGCGCCCCUCUCUGCGUUCUCCCUGGGUCUUCACAGCUGCAGUUUGCUCUGUGGCAGCUGAGCAGCAGAUGAGACCCAAAGUUUAUGGAGGUUAUUUCUCCGCUUUCCAUGGGGCAUGUCCGUAGGAGCACCUUCCCUUGAUUUUCCUAUACUCAAAAUUUUCAGGCUUUUGUAAAAAACAAGACAAAAGAGAAACCUAGGAACUUGGAACACUUAGGAAAAAUUUAACCCUGCUACCAUCAAUUCACCACUCUUAGAGCCUUACCGCAUCAAGAUUACAGGAAAUAAAUUAGAAUUCAUUUCUUCUGCCUACAAUAUAGGUAACGGUUGUCAUACAUGGGACCUCCUUCUAGGCAGCAGGGGUAUCCGGAAUUGAAGCACUUGUCUCCUGCCUAGGGGACUGGACAGUCACUACAGUGUGACAGCAUGGGGGCAGGUCCCUGUCCUUUUUUCUCCUAGAGUAUUCCUAGGCAGUUUCUCAAAUUAAUUUGCUGCACGAGCCGAAUAGCCAAAAUUCAUUUUUUUGCACACACUGGUGCCAUAAUUAGAGAAUUAGGGGGUAUAGAAAAAUUAGAGGUGAAUGGCAAUGACAAAUAUAGGACUGUUCUUUCCUCUUACUAGGUUGAUACUAAGUAUUGGUUUUCCUAAAGAAAUUUCUAAUUCUAAUAAAGCAAUCAAAUGAUUUUAAGCUACUUUCUAAGAUGAUACUAUAUCAGAAUAACCCAGAUUUGGAUAUAACAUUUUGCCAGCAACUAUUAUUUAGAUGAAGGACUGCUUCUCCGAAGAGGGUUCACAUGAUAUGCCGGAGUAAAUCUAACAUUGUAAGAAGAAAUACUACUGAUAAAAAUAUUUUUUCAUUUUGAACAAAUCUGUAAAGUACACCUUUGUUUAUAGAAAAAGAUGCUUGUAUUAGUUACUAUAAUAUUCAGGUGUGGAUAAAAAUUUGUGGAAAUAAAUACUUUUGAAGAAA
This is a messenger RNA of Mustela lutreola (European mink), 9792 nucleotides long. It is a transcript of the gene MYO5B, whose product is annotated as myosin VB. Gene Ontology annotation, cellular component: actin cytoskeleton; vesicle; myosin complex. Gene Ontology annotation, biological process: actin filament organization; vesicle transport along actin filament. The record is from RefSeq and is a predicted model, not a curated record. The transcript is spliced from 39 exons. Lineage: Eukaryota; Metazoa; Chordata; Mammalia; Carnivora; Mustelidae. Gene Ontology annotation, molecular function: actin filament binding; ATP binding; microfilament motor activity. The coding region runs from base 442 to 5913 and encodes 1823 amino acids.